This is a messenger RNA of Annulohypoxylon maeteangense, 471 nucleotides long. RefSeq lists its product as uncharacterized. The transcript is spliced from 2 exons. The record is from RefSeq and is a predicted model, not a curated record. Lineage: Eukaryota; Fungi; Ascomycota; Sordariomycetes; Xylariales; Hypoxylaceae. Bases 1 to 471 code for a protein of 156 amino acids.
AUGAGGGUAUCUGCCUUUCUUUUUAAUUCAACCCUCCUAGCCGCUUCUGUGCUGGCUUGGAGGGGUCCACUUCCGCGGGCUGAGCCAACCGGCUCUUCUCCCCAACUUCCUUCUUCGCCGACUGGCGAACCUCCUUCGGGUGGAGCCGUGCCGACGCCCGGCUCUGGUCCAUCGCCUAGCGGUUCCCCGGGCGGUCCGAAAUGCGGCAAGGGAUACACUUACUGUGGCUACAUGCUUACCUCUAACGGUCACAACUUCGGUUCCACUGAUAUCAGCAAGGCUUACUGUAACGGCUUGCAAGAGCUCUGUGCUAAUGGCAAACCAAAGACGGAUGUUUCUGAAGCUGUCUUCGUCUGUAUGAACGAACAGCCGUCUACGGUUGAGCUCCUGUGCGCUUGUGGUGGCAAGUGUCGCAACGAUGCCGAGACAAAUUUCAUCGCCCAUUGCGAUAAACCUUGCAUCAACAAUUAA